Messenger RNA from Pseudovirgaria hyperparasitica, 1020 nucleotides. RefSeq lists its product as uncharacterized. Lineage: Eukaryota; Fungi; Ascomycota; Dothideomycetes; Acrospermales; Acrospermaceae. The record is from RefSeq and is a predicted model, not a curated record. The transcript has 2 exons. The coding region runs from base 28 to 1020 and encodes 330 amino acids.
CGGUGCAUCAUCCCCUUUACGACCACCAUGGCUUUGCGACCACCAAAUUGCAAGCUCACAUCCCGAAUCCUUGGUAUAAUGAGGGUUCCCAUCGAUAUCAUCCAAUCCUUGGGCCACUCCAUCCAAGCGUUCUAUGACAGAUUCCAGACACGAGCCUUCGCAGAGGGAGUCAUGCCACCGCCCGGUACAGCACUUUCGUCAAAGCGUAAACAGCCACGAAAGCGAAAGCGCAAACUCUCUAUCACAUCUACCCAGCAGUUGAAGCGGACAAACCCGCAAAAGAGCUCUCCUCUGUUCCAAAAGCUGCCUCCCGAGGUCAGGAAUCAGAUAUGGUUCUAUGCACUUGGCAAUCGCCGUUUGCACUUUCGUCUUUGCAAUGGAAAGCUAAUAGCAGGUGUUUGUCAAAAUGUGUACGAUCCAGUGCUUCGCGAAACAAAGCAGGCCUGCAAGUUGGGCUUCCUGUGCGUGUUUGAUCCCGCAGGUCUCUCUUUUCUGCCGAUUCUACAGACUUGUCGACGAGUAUAUCAUGAGGCCAUACCACACGUAUAUGGGUCAAAUCAUAUCGAGUUCUGGGAUUACUGGUUUGCAUCCCGCGCAGUCUCAAGCCUGCCAAAGGCCAUAAUUCCCAAUCGCCUUGCUAACAUCCGACACGUCACAUUCAAAUGGGACAGCAUUAACCUAGUCCCCAAAUACAACCCAGGACCAGAACACGCGUGGCGAUAUGUGGACGAGCACUGGGUAUGCGUCUGGCGGGCCUUUGGGAGGAUGCCCAACCUCGACGUGCUGAGAGUGCGGCUCUGUCGUAUGCGCCUAUGGGGAGUUUUGGAUCCGGAGGGCUACUUUACGGAUUCUGAAGACGACAUGCUGUUGCCGCUGAAGGCAGUCCAGACUCGGAAGGUGUUUGAAGUGCUUGUUAGUUGGCCGCUGAAGGAGAAUGCGAGGACACGGCACGAGAUCAAGGGGGUCGUGCGCCAACUACCAAGAUUCAGACGAGGGGGCAGAGCGAUUUCGGCGCAGUGA